ACGACAAAACUAUCAAAUCAACGCACUUGUCUCUCAAAUCCUCCAAACUCCAUCCCCACUUUCACCUUCUCAGAUCUUCCACACCGUUCUAAAGGGUCCUCUCUCAUUCACUCUCUGAAGACACAAGGGCGACAAUGGCGGAUUGGGGUCCAGUGAUCAUAGCGGUGGUGCUGUUUGUGCUGUUGACUCCAGGGCUUCUGUUUCAGAUACCCGGGAAGGGGAGAGUGGUGGAGUUUGGGAACAUGCAGACCAGUGGUGCCUCCAUUGUCGUACAUGCCAUCAUCUACUUUGGGCUUCUCACCAUCUUCCUUAUCGCCAUCGGUGUUCAUAUCUAUACCGGAUGAAGUGCGUCAGUUUGCUCGAGCAGUUAAGAACCUGGUGCUCUCAAUCGAUCUCAUAUUUAACUUUCUUGGUUUAUUUGUCUAUGUUUAGUCUGUUUAAAUGUGUUGCUGUUGCUACUAAAUCAUGAAUGCUUGAAAGACUGGUUUUUCUGGGUGCAAUUUAAACUUAGAAGCAAUUGGGGUUGGAUUUGAAUGGUUUGUUUAUUAGCUGGAUAGGGAUGGGCUAUGAACUUGUCAUACUUAUUAUGAUCGAUUUGGUAUAGAGGAAUCGAUCACAUUUUCCACGUAUGAUCACAUGUUAUCAACGUGACGAUGGAUAGCAAGUAAAAAGACCAUGAAUUGUGAUGCUUUGAGGGAAAGAUUUGGACUUGUUUGUAACAUUGUUUGUUUUUGCUUUGGAACAAUGUGAUUGAUACUUUGAUAGGAUACUUGUAUCGAGUUAACUCAUAUGCAUGAUAGAGACAACUUAUA
Messenger RNA from Fragaria vesca subsp. vesca, 812 nucleotides. RefSeq lists its product as uncharacterized. The transcript has a single exon. The record is from RefSeq and is a predicted model, not a curated record. Lineage: Eukaryota; Viridiplantae; Streptophyta; Magnoliopsida; Rosales; Rosaceae. Bases 135 to 344 code for a protein of 69 amino acids.